UAAAAUAAUUUAAAAUGUCAGUUAACUAUAGUGUCAUAAGUGUAUUUCAGAACACAAAUACACUUCAUAUAUUUUAUAUGACCUAGAUUGUUUAAACCAACAGCCAGGUAAUAAAACUAAAAGGAAAUAAAUACAAAUAAAUAAAAAACAUCAUAGAAAUGUCUAUGUCUAGCUGUGUAUGUUGGAAAGUUCCGGUAAUAACUUAUUAUUAAAAUUAAAUGUUGAUAAAUUUUUUAAAUUUUAUUGAGAAGAAAUAAAAAAAAGAGAAAGAGGAAAGAGAAAACAUAUAAUAAUAAAUUUCAAGGAUCAGAGUAUAUUGAUUGUUACUCUAUACAUACCGAUCGUUUAGUGAACACAAUAUUGUACGGAUUAAAAAUGGUUUGGUAAUAACAAUAACAUCAACAACUUAACUAUAUACAGUGUACACAUUUAUAAUAACAAUAAUAAUAUUAUUAUUGUUAUUGUUAUUAUUAUUAUGUAGUUACAAAGUUGUGAGAGAAUUAUUAAUCCCAUCAGCACACCAUACUUGGAGUGUUAAUUAAUAAAAGUAAAGGAAAGAAGAGGAAAAAAAGGAUUAAAUUAAAAAUGAUCAUCAGCUGAUGAGAAAUGGUCAAGAAUUACUCAAGUGUUAUUAUUCAUUAAGAAGAAGGAUGAUGAAGUACGAAUUUAUUGUGAUUACGGGCUAUGACCACUGAAAAUGGAGACGAUUCUUUGCCCACGUGGCGCUUAUGGGGCGAGGAAAAAUGCGAUGGAGUUAUUUAUACAGUGUACCUGAAAAAAGUAAGAUAUCAUCGUCCAACUCGAAGCAUUUCAGCAUCAGAUUCAGAGGAUGAAAUAUCGCAUUUAGAAUGGGAAACAGUGAGAGUAAGGUUUUUAAAAGCCGGCACAGUACAAAAAUUAGUUGAAAGUUUAGCUAAUGAUGACGGAGAAUUAGAAUCGACGUAUAUAAAUGUAUUCUUGGCAACUUACCGUGCAUUUACAACUCCAAGAGAAGUUUUAGAAUUAUUAUUAUCACGCUAUGAUGAUCUUAAUAGUGAUGGAGACAAAAGUUUUGGCCAAACAGAGGAACAGCAUCGCAAAACAUUGAUACAGGCAUUGCAUGUCUGGCUUGAUGCGUAUCCUGGUGACUGGAAUUCUCCACCGAAUUAUUCACUUCUUAAAAGAUUACUGGACUUUACGCAUCGGCGGCUGGCUGGGUCUGAACUGGAACUAAAAGCAAGGCAUCGUCUUGAUAAAUUUCAGUGUCAAGAUCAAAUAGAUAACUGUUUGGUCUAUGAUAAUGGAAGAUUGUCGCUCAAUAAUUCUACAGAUUCAUUUACAAGUGACAAUUGGUCGGGAUAUAAGUUCCCGGAAGUUCCGCAUCGUCACUUUGCCGAACAAUUGACACGUAUGGAUGCUGAUGUAUUCAAAAAAUUGAUAGCACAUCAAUGUCUAGGAGCCGUAUGGUCACGUCGUGAUAAAUCCCGUAGUCAUGAUGCUGCAACAGUAUUGGCUACUGUUAAUCAAUUUAAUGCCGUAUCAUUAAGAGUCAUAUCGACAAUACUAAUUGAUCCAACUAUAAAAUCACAAGAACGUGCCAGAAUAAUUGAAACUUGGAUAGAUAUUGCUCAAGAAUUGAGAGUUUUGAAAAAUUUUAGCAGUUUGAAGGCUAUUGUUUCGGGAUUACAAAGUAAUCCUGUUUAUCGAUUAGAAAAAUGUUGGCAAUCUAUGCCACGUGAUAAACAUGAAAUUUUUAUUGAAUUAGAAAGAAUUUUUUCUGAAGAAAAUAAUGCUUGGACUCAAAGAGAAUUAUUAAUUAAAGAAGGUACUGCUAAAUUUGCUGAUACUGCUGGUAGAAGUGAUCGACAUUUACAAAAAAUAUUUCAAAAACAAAAUACUCAAGCUGGUAAAAUAUCAUACGGAACAAUACCUUAUCUUGGAACAUUUUUAACUGACUUAACAAUGAUUGACACAGCAAUACCUGAUACAAUAGCCGAAGGGCUGAUAAACUUUGAUAAAAGACGAAAAGAAUUUGAAGUAUUAGCUCGGAUACGUUUACUACAGGGUGCAGCAAACGCCUAUAACUUUACAAAAGAUCCAUUAUUCGAUCGUUGGUUUUAUUCAAUAAUAAUAGUUGAUGAUCGUGAAGCCUACAAGCUAAGUUGUCAAAUAGAACCGCCACCAGGCGGUAAUACUUUACAAAACCGUAAAAAAAAAACUCAUCAGUGUCAUCAGGGUCAUCGUAAAAAUGAUUCACUUGCAUCAACUUCCAGUUCAAGCUCCUCACAAUUUUAUUGUGACCUUGAUUCACUUCCAAGUUCGCCUCACAAUUCACUUGAUCGUCGAACAUCACCCUCUCAAAUGUCUAGCUCGUCUUCCAGUUCGUCAUUACCUUCCUUGGACGUUAGUCUAGGCUCUGGAAUAGGAAAUAGUAAUAUUAAUAGCAAUAAGAACGAUAGUAAUAAUAAUAAUAAUUUAGGACAACUUUUAAGUACAACUAAUAAUGGAAGAAGUAGUACACCAAAUUUAAUAAGUUUAUCGAGUCCAAGUAAUUCACAUAGUAAUACGCCAGAUUUUUAUAUUAUUAAAGUAACUAUUGAAACGGAUAAUGUUGAAACUGAUGGUGUUAUUAUGUAUAAAUCAAUAAUGCUAUCGAAUAAUGAACGUACACCCCAGGUAAUAAGAAAUGCAAUGUUAAAAUUAUGUAUUGAAGGUAAUCCUGAUCAAUUUACACUUGCCCAAAUAUUACCAGAUCGUGAAAUGGUAUUACCUAAUUCUGCUAAUGUAUAUUAUGCUGUUAAUACUCAGCAUAAUCUUAAUUUUAUUUUAAGACCACGUAAAGAUUUAAAUGACAGUAAAACUGAGAGUCCAAAGGGUAAAUCAAAUACUAAAAGAUGAUAAAUAAUUAUUAUUAUUAUUAUCAAUUAAUAA
Molecule: messenger RNA, 2910 nt
Organism: Cotesia glomerata
Lineage: Eukaryota; Metazoa; Arthropoda; Insecta; Hymenoptera; Braconidae
Gene: Rgl
Product: ral guanine nucleotide dissociation stimulator
Exons: 6
Coding region: 685-2877 (730 amino acids)
Biological process (GO): Ras protein signal transduction; positive regulation of GTPase activity
Cellular component (GO): plasma membrane
Molecular function (GO): guanyl-nucleotide exchange factor activity
Source: RefSeq, a predicted model, not a curated record